AUGCCUCGUGGUCAUAAAAGUAAGCUCCGGGCCCGUGAGAGACGCCAUCAGGCCAGAAGUGAAAGCUGGUCUAUUCAAGAAGUUCAGGCCACUAAAGCAGAAGAGAGAGGGACCCCUUCCUCCCCUUCUCCCCUUUGUAGUAGUGAUGUCCAGAGCAUCUCUGCUGCCAAGUCACUUGGCAAAUCUAAGAAGUCUUGGAGGCCCACCACUGCUUCUUUAAGUGCUCCAUGCAUCAAGUUGGAUGAAGGUGCCAAGAAAAAAGAUAAGAAGAGAUCAAGCACUUCCCGGGUACUGCCCUCAACUAGUUAUUCAUCUUCAACCCAGAGAGAUGAUCUUGCAGUUUCACUGGUACUGUUCAUGCUUCAAAAGUAUAACAAGAGAGAGCUAAUAACAAAGGAAGACAUACUAAAGCAGGUCAUCCCACAGAGCAAGGAGGAAUUCCCUGAUGUUCUUAAGAAAGCCUCUGAGCUCAUGGUGCUGGCCUUUGGUAUUGAUAUUAAGGAAAUUGACCCAACCAGACACUGCUAUGGCCUUGUCAGCAUAUUAAGUCCCAUUGGUGAUGAAAUUAUGCAUGGUGAGGCAAUAAUGCCCAAGAGUGGCCUCUUGAUGACAAUCCUGUGUGUGAUCUUCAUGAAUGGCAACUGUGUUAAUGAGGAAUAUGUCUGGAAAGUGCUUAGUGAGAUGGGGGUACAUGCUGAAGUCAAUCACUUCAUCUAUGGAAAUGUCAAGCAGCUCAUCACUAAAGACUUUGUGAGUGAGGGAUACCUGGAGUAUAGGCAGGUACGCUACAGAGGUUCUUCAUAUUAUCAAUUUUUGUGGGGUCCCCGGGCCCACUAUGAAACCAGCAAAAUGAGAGUCCUUGAGUUUCUGGCCAAGGUCCAUAACACUGUUCCCAGUGCCUUCCCAUCCUUGUAUCAGGAGGCUGUGAGAGAUGAGCAAGAGAAAACCCGAGCCAGAUUUGCAUCUAUGAUUCUUGUUGGUAUCAUAGCUAGUGCACAGUCCAAUGACAAUUCCAGCCAUUCUUCCAACCAGCACUGA
Molecule: messenger RNA, 1038 nt
Organism: Onychomys torridus (southern grasshopper mouse)
Lineage: Eukaryota; Metazoa; Chordata; Mammalia; Rodentia; Cricetidae
Product: melanoma-associated antigen B18-like
Exons: 1
Coding region: 1-1038 (345 amino acids)
Biological process (GO): negative regulation of transcription by RNA polymerase II
Cellular component (GO): nucleus
Source: RefSeq, a predicted model, not a curated record